Molecule: messenger RNA, 1221 nt
Organism: Phycomyces blakesleeanus NRRL 1555(-)
Lineage: Eukaryota; Fungi; Mucoromycota; Mucoromycetes; Mucorales; Phycomycetaceae
Exons: 3
Coding region: 76-1188 (370 amino acids)
Biological process (GO): tRNA splicing, via endonucleolytic cleavage and ligation
Cellular component (GO): nuclear inner membrane
Molecular function (GO): RNA ligase (ATP) activity
Source: RefSeq, a predicted model, not a curated record
UCAGCAUCACUGUAUUUUCUGUCUUGUUUUUUUUUCUUGGAUAUUAUUAUUAUUUAUUUUUCUCUCCGAAUCUCAAUGGUAAAUUCAACAAUCGAGCUUCCAGAUUCAAGUUCUACUAUACAAUUUGAAAAGGAUCAUGACGUGAUUGAGCGAUUGUGUGCACAUCUCGCUGCCAAACCAAAAGAGUUGCGAAAUCGCCCAUUCACUUUACAAAACGACACCUGGACAAGUUGGACAGUACGCGAAAGUGUGUACAAACGCAAUCAAGGAAGCUUUCCUAUCAUGGCCCGAGGUCUGUUUACUCUGAAACGGGAUGAGCGUCAUUGCAUCGUUGCCCGAGGAUAUGACAAGUUUUUCAAUGUAAACGAGACAAAGUACACUCAAUGGACUGCAUUAGAAAAAGAGACACAGGGUCCAUAUGAGAUUACAACCAAGGAAAAUGGAUGCAUUAUCUUUAUUGCUGCCCUGUCAUCCCAAACAGUAAUUGUCACCUCAAAACACUCGAUUCCAGAACCAAAGGACAACCCUCAGUCUCAUGGGGGUGUAGGAUAUCGAUGGUUGCAAAAGCAUCUUCAAUCUGCUCAGGCAUCAGAAGAAGAUCUUGCUUCUUGGCUUUGGUCCAAUUCAAUCACACUAGUUGCAGAGUUAUGUGAUGAUGAUUUUGAGGAACACAUCUUAGAAUACCCUCCUCACAAAAGAGGUCUUUACUUGCACGGCGCGAAUUACAACACAGCCCAACUUCACACCUUGCCAAGUCAACUCGUACACCAGAUUGCAACCACGUUUGGGUUGUGGCCGGUCAGCUUUACGACCCUUGACACGAUUGCUCAAGUUAAGGAGCUGGCUAGCAAAGUACAACUCACAGGCAAAAUGGAUGGUCGAGAAGUAGAAGGCAUAGUGGUUCGCUGCCAACGCCAAGACCAGGAUUUUCUGUUCAAAGUCAAAAGUGAACCAUACCUUGUCUUUCGCGACUACCGAGAGGUCACCAAAUCUGUACUAGAAAAUCCUGAUGCAGCCCCAAAAUAUACAUAUCCAAAGGCUUACUACUAUUGGCGGUGGAUACAACAUCGCCUCAAAGACCAUCCAGAAUGGUUUGAAAAAUAUACUUUGUCCAAAGGCAUUAUUGAUGUCCGUCAAAAGUUUGAAGCAUAUUGGGAAAAGGGUGAUUUGACAUUACCAGAUAUAUAGAAAUAAAUUAUUAGUAUUAUUAUUAUUAUUAUC